GGUGGCAACAGUUCAAGAAGCCCCGGCGCCGGUCACACUCACCCAGGUUCGGGUUUUUCUAGGGAUGGCAUCCUAUUACCGACGCUUCAUCAAGGGGUUCGCCGGUGUAGCGAAGCCCCUAACGAACUUGCUGAAGAAAGAGGAGCAGCUGAUCUGGACGCCGAAAUGCGAAGCGGCGUUUCAAACGUUGAAGAAGGCUCUGACAUCUGCUCCUGUGUUGGCGCGUGACUCGCUGUCAGAACUUACCAAAGCCGAGCGGCGGAGAGUCACGGAGCGGGCGCAGGACUAUUGCUGGCAGGGACUGACGUUACAAAAACGAAAAGUCGAUGAUGGCGGAGGGACUAGCUGGUUGACGGUUCCGCACCCUUUCGCUAGGUUCGAUUGGACACGAGCCGCUCAUGAAGAGGAUGCGGUCCAUUUCGCGGUCAAGUACACGGAAAAAGCCAUCGAAAAGAGUGGAUGGUACAGGUCGGGAAUUCGGGAAGAUGUGAAAUACAUCGUCCAGAAUUGCCCGGCCUGCGUGGCGGACAAGGCGCCGGUACAGAUGCCUCGAACGAUGAUGCCUACUCGCGUAGAGCGCCCCCUUCAGAGGGUUAGCAUCGACAUGACGGAUAUCAACGUUCCGAGAGGUCCCGUCGAUCAGGGAGAGCUCAAUGUUCUUUUAGUGGUCGUCAAUCAUUUUUCGAAACGGAUCGAGGCGUACCCUAUGACCAGCCGGAAUUCGCAGGAGGUAGCCUGGAUGAACCAUCGCCAGCCGGAGCAUGAGCCCCUCGAGCAUUUCCAGACGCCGCUUGCAGAUCGCUUGUUGCGGCAUCAGUUCAAUGAGGAAAGGCAGUUGCGGUAUGACAUUCAGCAGGUGAACGUGCCAGCGCCCGGGAUUGCUGAUCUGGCGGCGUACUCGUUACUUUGCGAUCGGCUGAUGUAUGCGGGGGUGUACGUGGACGUGACGCAGUUGCCUGGGUGGGAGACGACUCGAGUGUUCAUCGAGUUCCGCGCGCUCCAGGUGGCACCCAACUUCGUGCAUAGCGUCGCCACCUUUAUCGGCGACUUGACGAUCCUGCCAUCGCCGAGUCGGGAGCUGACGCAAAGUUUUGUGCGCGAGUACGCGAUGCAGGCGGCCAGAUCGACGAUCGAUCCGGGAUUGUUGGAGCUCAUACAUCUUGAGUUCCUCUCCAUUGCGCAAGAUAUCGCGAGCGAGGAAGAGAAGAUCCAGCCACGAUUGCGGACGGCGACGGCCCCGUGGAGAACGAACAACGCGGUCGUCAUCCCGGAUUACAUUGCGCAGCACGCAGAGAGGUUGGAGGACUUCCCAGAGGAAAAGCCGUUGCAGCCUCCCUCGUCGUAUCCUCGACCGGCGCCACCCAAGGCCCCCAAAAAGAUGCCGAAGAGGAAGAGACGCCACCCGUCGCCAGGAGCACAAGGCAGCAGAAUCGGUGGCGACGAGGAGGUGAUUCAGCCCGCGCGUACGCGGAAUCUUGACCCCGCGCUUGGGAGUGCGGCGACGCUCGUUAAGGCGACUGUCGUGCCAUCGCCGCCCUUCCCGCGAGUGCCCGAUCUCAAUCUUGAUGGAGCCGGGCCAUCAUCAGCGGCAGCAGCCGGGGGAGGAAGCCGAAUGGGAAUACAGGAUCCCAUAUCAAGACCCCCCGUCCUCGCGAGACCUCUCCGCUCCCGCCAGCCACCCCGGGGUGCCCCGAUCAUUGACAUUAGCAGUUCCUCCGAGCCGGACGGUCCAUCCGACAGAGGUGGAUUUCAUGGUGGAGCCCACCACCAUCAGGCUCGAGGCCAUCGCGGGGGCGCCGCGCCCUAAUCCGGCGUGGGAGCCAUAUCUGACAGCCCCUUUUCAAGGGUGUAUUGCGGCGCGACUGGCU
Messenger RNA from Chara braunii, 1868 nucleotides. Lineage: Eukaryota; Viridiplantae; Streptophyta; Charophyceae; Charales; Characeae. The record is from the annotation of a GenBank genome assembly.